Molecule: messenger RNA, 354 nt
Organism: Orbilia oligospora ATCC 24927
Lineage: Eukaryota; Fungi; Ascomycota; Orbiliomycetes; Orbiliales; Orbiliaceae
Exons: 4
Coding region: 1-354 (117 amino acids)
Biological process (GO): pyruvate import into mitochondria
Cellular component (GO): mitochondrial inner membrane
Molecular function (GO): pyruvate transmembrane transporter activity
Source: RefSeq, a predicted model, not a curated record
AUGGCGGCUGCUACGUUCUCAAGAUUAUGGAAUAGCGAGGUCGGGCUCAAGACGGUGCAUUUCUGGGCGCCAGUUAUGAAAUGGGGCCUUGUCAUCGCCGGCAUCUCUGACUUUUAUCGACCACCCGAAAAGCUUUCGCUCACUCAGAACGUUGCGCUGACAGCCACUGGAAGCAUUUGGACCCGUUGGUGCCUGAUUAUCAAGCCCAAAAACUAUUUACUCGCGGCCGUAAACUUUUUCCUUGCAGGCGUUGGAACUGUUCAGGUCAGCAGAAUAUUACUGUAUGAACAAGAACAGAAGAAACUUAAACAGGAACACCCAAUUUUAUCAGAGCUCCAGUCUAAAGCUUCGUGA